This is a messenger RNA of Dicentrarchus labrax (European seabass), 686 nucleotides long. Its product is annotated as H/ACA ribonucleoprotein complex subunit 1-like. The transcript is spliced from 4 exons. The record is from RefSeq and is a predicted model, not a curated record. NCBI's taxonomy places the organism in Eukaryota, Metazoa, Chordata, Actinopteri, Moronidae. Bases 325 to 594 code for a protein of 89 amino acids.
AUAAUUUGGAAUAUGAUAUAUGAUAUAUGAUUAUUACCGUAGGCUGAGAAUACUGUGCUUAAUGCAUUUGUGCACUUAAAGUGCUCACCUGACCUGAUUCAUUCAUUUGUGCAUCUUGUCCACAUUUGAGAAUAGUAUGUCAAAUCCCUCCUUGGGCUUUGGUGUUUGGUUUAAUAUCAUUAAGAUUUUUAAUGUUUUGAUUGUUUAUUUCCAUUUUGCUAUUCUACAUGAACAGACACUUUACCACUGAAUAUUGACCGGAGAAAAUCUGUUUAGCUUCUGGGGGCAUUUGAUGACAGAUAAUUAUACAUUUUGGAAUGUUUCAUGUUAGUUUGCACAUUUUUGAUUUUAUUUUUUAUUUUGUGUCUCUUCAUCACAGCAAGCACAGUGGAGGAGGUGGCAGACCAAGUGGAGGAGGAACAGGACUCCUCAGGAUCCGAGUCAGACGGAAAAGGAGGAAGGCAAAAAAAGGAGAAAAAAGGAGGAAAAGGAGGAAAAGGACGUGGAAGUGAAAUGAAGGAGAAGCAUGGUGGCGGUGGUGGCGGUGGUGGUCGUGGUGGUCAUGGCGGUGGUCGUGGAGGUCAUAAUAAAUGAAGAGGAAAGAAAGAAAUCCUUGAAUCACCAUUCUGUGACAAUGAUUUUAAAGAAUUAAACACGUCUUUAAUAAACUGAUCCAGAAAAAGGCA